Serpula lacrymans var. lacrymans S7.9 is the source of this 885-nucleotide messenger RNA. RefSeq lists its product as uncharacterized. Bases 1 to 885 code for a protein of 294 amino acids. NCBI's taxonomy places the organism in Eukaryota, Fungi, Basidiomycota, Agaricomycetes, Boletales, Serpulaceae. The transcript has 6 exons. The record is from RefSeq and is a predicted model, not a curated record.
AUGUCACAAGGAAGAAACCCACCACCAGGGCGCAGACUAGAGCAGAGCCUACCCAAGCCGCAAAACCCCCAGUGUUAUCUAGACAAGAAAGAACAGCAGCACCACCCCCCUUUCCCCAACCCAACGUCACCAGACUCCACAACAGGGAACAAGCAGACACAUUCUACAAAGCCAGAACAUCACAAUCCCCCAGUAACUGAAGCAGACGUCUACAACAAAAAUGAUUUUGAAGAAUUUGCCGCAGAAGGCCAAUCAAUACCACCACCCACACCACAGAUACUUCCCACAGCACCUAAUCCAUCUCCUAUCCCACCAACAAGCACCAUGUCCAACACUGCUACACCCAAACCUACCAAAUUUAGACAAAUAGAUGAUUUUAAUGGAUUGCCUGACCGGGCCAACAGAUGGAUGUUGUCAGCCAAGGCAUACUUUUACGUAAAUGACGACAUCUAUGACUCAGACAAGAAGAAGGUCUUCACAGCACUCUCCCGCGCAAGACUUACAAAGGCACAAGACCCAGAAGCUAUGGGUUCAGACAAUGUCAGAGCAGGCAAAGACAGUCUGUCAAAGAAAUUAUGCAUACCUGUUGAAUUGAAGAUUGCAUUGCUACCAGAUAAUAAUGUUCCUCCAGAGCUAAUGGACAAUGUUCAAUAUUCGUCUGACAUUGAUCAACUUAAGAUAGAACGUUCAAACUAUGUACCAGACGGAAAGAAUCUGAACAUUUCAGGAGUUACUGAUAUGGAGGAUGAUGAUGAUGAACACAGCUCUGCCGAGCAAGAGGCUACCAUACCAUUACAAACUCUAGAAGUGGUCAAUGCAUCUGGAAGCGACAUUCAAGAAAAUGGACUACUUGCUCAUGCAUUGGCGAAUGUAUCAAAGAUCUGA